AUGUCGCAUGAGAUGGCUGACGAGGAUACUCCUCUGAUUGAUGUUGAGCAAGCUCCAGAUCGUCGACUCAGCAGAUUGAUACAGAAGGACGAUGCAGCGAGUUCGAUUGUCAAGAGCCAUGUUAGUGUUGAAGAGCAGGCUAUGGCUGGUAGUACGGUAGGCGAGAGACUGGCCUACAAUGACUAUACUACCAUAGACUGGUUACAUGAUCUUGUCAAAGAUUCCUAUCGUCUUCGCGAUAUCCACAACAAAAAGAACCUCAAAGGCAAAGCACUCGCUCUCUUCGACUCAUCCUCUGGCUGGAUAGCAGCAGCAAUGAUCGGAGCCUUGACAGCCUGCGUAGCCUACCUCGUCGACAUCGCCGCCGCAACAGUCAGUGACUGGAAGCUAGGCCACUGCAGCACAAAUCCUUUCCUCACCCGCGAAGCCUGCUGUGCCUCUGCAACCUCAGCCUCUGAGCCCGUCACCGAAUGCGCCGAAUUCAAAACCUGGAACGACAAAUACACAGCUGCUUUUGCAAUUUACGUUGCUUUUGCUUUGCUGUUUGGUCUUGUCAGUGCUAGUGUGACGAUGACUACGAAGAGUGAAUUGCCUACUGCUGGUGCUCCUGAUGCAGAAGAUAAGGAUGGAACUGCUCAGCCUGCUGGAAAAACAAUGUAUAUGGCUGCUGGAUCUGGUAUCCCAGAGAUCAAGACUAUCCUUGGUGGAUUUGUGAUUCCGAAUUUCUUGUCUUUGAAAGUUCUGGUGGUGAAGGCGAUUGGUGCUGUGUUUGCUGUUUCCACAGGCAUGUGUCUUGGAAAGGAAGGACCAUUUGUACACAUCUCCACUUGCGUGGGAUACCUCGUGGCCUCCUUAUUCCCAAAGUACCGCGACAAUGGACGCAAAAUGAGAGAGAUGCUGAGUGCGGCUUGCGCAGCUGGUCUAUCUGUAGCUUUUGGUGCACCCAUCGGCGGUGUGUUGUUCAGCUAUGAGGAAAUCAGUACUUACUUUCCGAGAAAGGUGCUGUGGAGAGCAUUUCUCUGCAGCGCUGUUGCCGCCAUGGUGUUGAAGGAGCUCAAUCCAACAGGCACUGGCAAGUUGGUCUUGUUUGAGACCAAUUAUGGCACGAGUUAUGGUGCGGUGCACUACUUGGUGUUUGUCGUACUUGGCAUCGCAGGCGGCAUCUUUGGUGGUGUCUUCUGCAGAUUAAACUACCUCUGGAGCAAAUCCUUCCGCAAAUACGCCAUCAUCAAGAACCAUCCAGUCUUCGAAGUCUUCUUGAUUGUUCUCGCCACAGCACUACUCCAAUACCCCAACCCACUGAUCCGCGAGCCUGGCGAUAUGAUCAUCAAGACAUUACUCGUAGACUGCAGAACCGAAGACUCUGCAGAGUCUUGGGUGUGUCAGAAUGAGGCUCGUACAGAUGAUCGCUGGGCUUAUAUGGGCUGGUUGAUCUAUGGCACAUUGGCCAAACUCGCACUUACCAUCAUUACCUUUGGCAUCAAAGUUCCAUCUGGAGUGAUCAUUCCUGCUCUGGAUGCAGGAGCACUGUUCGGUCGUCUGCUAGGUCAGUACAUUAGCGACAUUUCUCCUGGCAUCUUCGCCAUGGUCGGUGCGGCCGCAUUCCUAGCUGGCGUGAGCAGAAUGACUCUAUCCCUCUGCGUUAUCAUGUUCGAACUCACAGGCGAGUUGGACUACGUACUCCCCCACAUGGUAGCAAUCCUAGUCGCCAAAUGGGUAGCCGACGCCCUGGGCAAAGAAGGCGUCUACGACCUCGCUCAAAACGUCUUGGGCCACCCUUUCUUAGACCUCGAUCACAGUCUAGGCUACAUCCAGAUGGAAAACGUCCUGGUCGAACAACUGAUUCCUCCAGCACACACCAUGGAACAAAUCACGCUUCAUGUGCCUGCAAGCAACAAAGUCAGAAGAGAAAUCCUAGAGGAAAAGCUCGUCCAGCUCGAAAGCAGAGGCCUCAUGGAUGCUGGUCUUGUGCUUGUUCAGAACAACCAUAUCCUACAAGGAUAUCUAGCAGAAGGCGAACUCAGCUUCGGAUUGAGAGAACUGGGAGGACUGUACCCCAAAGACAGCGAGGUGCGAUUACUAGGCAAUGCCGAAGAGGGUGAUUUCGAUCUCUCGACUUUUGUAGACCGUACCCCUAUGGUUGUCUGUGCAAAGGCACCAAUGGAGUAUGCGGUCGAGCUGUUUGGAAAACUGGGACUGCGGCAUUUGAUGGUGAUCGAAGAAGGUACUGGAAAACUGGUAGGUGUCAUCAUCAAGAAGAGAUUGGUGGCAUAUCUGGAUGGAUUGAAACAUGGUUGA
Messenger RNA from Aureobasidium melanogenum CBS 110374, 2298 nucleotides. RefSeq lists its product as uncharacterized. Gene Ontology annotation, molecular function: voltage-gated chloride channel activity. The coding region runs from base 1 to 2298 and encodes 765 amino acids. Gene Ontology annotation, cellular component: membrane; early endosome; Golgi apparatus. Gene Ontology annotation, biological process: chloride transport; transmembrane transport. The transcript has 4 exons. The record is from RefSeq and is a predicted model, not a curated record. Lineage: Eukaryota; Fungi; Ascomycota; Dothideomycetes; Dothideales; Saccotheciaceae.